UAAACAUGGACAACACAUGGCCCUGGUUGAUUUUCACAGUUUUAAUUUUUGUUGUCUCUUUAAUCUACAUCGCCUUAAAAAGACCGGCUUCUUCUUUUCCAUCUUCAAGGAAAGCUUCGGUAUUGGUUGUUGUUGGUUCGGGAGGUCACACUAGGGAGAUUCUAACAUUAAUGAGUGGUUUGGGCGAACACUAUACUCCAAGAUAUUACGUCAUGGCUACCACCGACACCAUGAGUGAGGGCAAAAUACAGGACUUUGAAAGCAAGAAGGGCAAAGACAAUUCCGAAAAUUUUAAAAUCUACAAGAUUCCACGUAGUCGUGAAGUGAAGCAGUCAUGGAUAACAACUGUUCUGUCGACAUUACAGGCCAUGCUGGUCUGCUUUCCACUAGUGUUCAGACUCCGGCCAAACAUCAUCCUCUGUAAUGGUCCUGGAACCUGCAUACCUCUCUGUACAGCUGGAUUCCUUCUGAAGAUACUUACUCUUGGAAAGACACAGAUAAUAUACGUAGAAAGUGUGUGUCGUGUGGAGACCCUGUCUAUGUCGGCCAGACUGCUGUACUAUGUCGCUGACGAUAUAUUCGUACAGUGGGACCGUCUACAGAAACGCUACCCCAGGUCUAAAUACAUUGGUCGCCUGGUGUAGUGUUCGUACAGUGAGAGAUUCUACAGAAACACUACCCCAGUUGUAAAUACACUGGUGCCUGGUGCAGUGUUCGUACAGUGAGAGAGUCUACAGAAAUGCGACCCCAGGUGUAAAUACAUUGGUUGCCUGGUGUAGUGUUCGUACAGUGAGAGAUUCUACAGAAACGGUACCCCAGGUGUAUAUACAUUGGUCGCCUUGUGUAGUGUUCGUAAAGUGAGAGACUCUACAGAAACGCUACCCCAGGUGUAAAUACAUUGGUCGCCUCUUGUAGUGUUCGUACAGUGUGACCGUCUACAGAAAUGCUACCCCAGGUGUAAAUACAUUGGUCCCCCCUUGUGGUGUCCGUACAGUGAGAGAUUCUACAGAAACGCUACCCCAGGGGUAAAUACAUUGGUCCCCUCGUGUAGUGUUCGUACAGUGGGACCGUCUACAGAAAUGCUACCCCAGGUGUAAAUACAUUGAUCCCCUUGUGUAGUGUUCGUAAAGUGAGAGAGUCUACAGAAACGCUACCCCAGGUGUAAAUACAUUGGUCCCCUCGUGUAGUGUUCAUACAGUGGGACCGUCUACAGAAACGCUACCCCAGGUGUAAAUACAUUGGUCCCCUCUUGUGGUGUUCGUACAGUGAGAGAUUCUACAGAAACGCUAUCCCAGGUGUAAAUACAUUGGUCACCUCAUGUAGUGUUCGUACAGUGAGAGAUUCUACAGAAACGCUACCCCAGGUGUAAAUACAUUGGUCCCCUCGUGUAGUGUUCGUACAGUGGAAGAGUCUACAGAAAUGCUACCCCAGGUCUAAAUACAUAGGUCACCUCGUGUAGUGUUCGUACAGUGGGACUGUCUACAGAAACGCUACCCCAGGUCUAAAUACAUUGGUCGCCUGGUGUAGUGUUCGUACAGUGAGAGAUUCUACAGAAACACUACCCCAGGUGUAAUUAGAUCCAAUUACUAAUUAUUCAUCACAAUAUUCAUCACAAUACCAGACAUAUCAACAGUGAUUCAUUCCAUGUGCCUUACCAUGUAAAGAAAAUAAACAAAACCUAGCAUCAUAGACACUUCAUUAUAACAUACUGAAGAUGAUAUUUUUUGGGCACAGCAGAUUCUGUGGUGUGAUUGAUCUCAACCUUUUUGGAGAAUAAAUGAGAGCUGUUCUUUUU
Messenger RNA from Mizuhopecten yessoensis (Yesso scallop), 1795 nucleotides. RefSeq names its product UDP-N-acetylglucosamine transferase subunit ALG14 homolog. NCBI's taxonomy places the organism in Eukaryota, Metazoa, Mollusca, Bivalvia, Pectinida, Pectinidae. The transcript has 5 exons. Bases 6 to 644 code for a protein of 212 amino acids. The record is from RefSeq and is a predicted model, not a curated record. Gene Ontology annotation, cellular component: UDP-N-acetylglucosamine transferase complex. Gene Ontology annotation, biological process: dolichol-linked oligosaccharide biosynthetic process.